AUGUACUACAGGUCUGCACCAAGUACAGCAGUGCAAAGUUUGAUUCAGGAGCUCGUUGUUAAUGAUGGAUCUGCAACAUAUCUUCAGGUACCCAGUGAGACUUUAACAGAAGAGGACGUGAACGUGGCAUUGGGAGGAAAAGCUACACAGUCAAGCACACACAACUUGUGGUAUGCAGAAAAUGCAAUUGAUGGCAUUAAAAACAACUGGACAAAGUGUUCCUCCACCGGUUACGGGACGAGCCCAUUCUGGAGGCUGGAUCUGCAGGAAAUCUACAGAGUUUACAGGGUGGUCGUGACCAACAGAAUCGACUGCUGUGAAACCGACAUCAACGGAACAGAGAUUCGUAUCGGAAACUCUUUGGAGAACAGCGGAAACAACAAUCCCAGAUGUGUCAUCAUUCACAAUAUUCGACGUGGUCAGCCCUACUCAUUCUCAUGCAAUGGGAUGGUGGGGCGUUUCGUGAACCUAAUGAUCCCUGGACCCGAAAAGGUCCUGACUUUGUGUGAGGUGGAGGUCUAUGGGACAGUGUUUAUGUCAAGCAGAUCAUCGGUAAAGAUAAAUCUUCAGUCCAGUGCAGAUCUGACUGACCCUGAAAUCAGAGACAAACUGCUGGAAAAGCUGGCAUCUGCACUGAAGAUUUCUGUGAAUGUGAGCUGGAUUCAGCCUCCAGUGGAAGACAGCACUGAACCUCCAGCAGACACGCAAUGCCCUUGAAGGUCUUCUGGAAUUUUCUUCAUGCAAAUAUGCCUCACAUCACUUCAUCAUCCAGCAGACGCUCAUGGAUAAAUAAAUUCAAUAUAAAUCAUAUACAGAAAUCAACUCAUGACUCAUUUAACAUGACAUUUUUUGUACAUUUUAGAACACAGCAAUGAUUUGUGUUUAAUAAUUGUGAGCACAAAAGCAGUAUCUUAGUAAGAAUAGCCAAAAAUAA
This is a messenger RNA of Danio aesculapii, 934 nucleotides long. RefSeq names its product fucolectin-4-like. The record is from RefSeq and is a predicted model, not a curated record. The coding region runs from base 1 to 717 and encodes 238 amino acids. The transcript is spliced from 10 exons. Lineage: Eukaryota; Metazoa; Chordata; Actinopteri; Cypriniformes; Danionidae.